Messenger RNA from Phyllopteryx taeniolatus (common seadragon), 2513 nucleotides. It is a transcript of the gene alkbh6, whose product is annotated as alkB homolog 6. The transcript is spliced from 2 exons. The record is from RefSeq and is a predicted model, not a curated record. Bases 139 to 855 code for a protein of 238 amino acids. NCBI's taxonomy places the organism in Eukaryota, Metazoa, Chordata, Actinopteri, Syngnathiformes, Syngnathidae.
UGAGUCAAUGUAAGUUAUUUCCGUUUUGGGGGGGGGACACGUUAGUCAGCUGCACUGAACCGUCACCACGAGGGCCGCCUUUUAAUUGGCUCUUUUUAUGCCGGAGGAGCACAGCGUUGAUGUCCGAAAGGAGGAAACAUGGAACACCCGCCAUUUAUUUCCGAGGAAUUGAGGCGAUUUCUCGUGCACGGCGCUCCCCCUACAGUUUAUUACAUCCCUGCGUUCAUAUCUGAAGAGGAGGAAACCUGGCUCCUGCAGCAGGUCUAUCAGUCGCCCAAACCCAAGUGGACCCAGUUAUCCGGCAGGAGGUUGCAGAACUGGGGAGGCUUGCCGCAUCCCAAAGGGAUGCUGGAGGAGAAGAUGCCAGCCUGGAUUCAGGCAUAUUGCCAGAAGGUUUCCUCACACGGAGCUUUCGGCGAAAAAACGGCCAACCAUGUGCUGGUUAAUGAGUACAAACCAGGAGAGGGGAUUAUGCCCCACGAGGAUGGACCCCUUUACCACCCUACAGUCACCACCAUCACCCUGGGCUCGCACGCACUACUGGACUUCUACACGCCUGUCAGCCGGUUGGAGGUCGACGAUGACAAUGCGGUUGCAGCGUUGGAAGGCGACCGCCAUCUAUUCUCGCUGCUCUUGAGGCCACGGAGCCUGCUGGUGCUGCAGGAUGACGCAUACCGGAACGUUCUCCAUGGCAUCGGGGCGUGCGAGCGGGACGUGCUGACGGGCAAAGUGCUGAACCUGCACGUUGCCGGAGCCCAGCUGGGUGAGACGCUGACCCGAGGGACCAGGGUGUCGCUGACCAUUCGACACGUGCCUAAAGUCUUGAAGACAAAGCUUCUUUUUGGGGGGAAGUGAAUGGGGGGAAACAGUGGACUAGUCAAGUGAUUGUCAACUUUUUUACAUCAUUCAAAAAAUCUCAUGGCACACCACCAAACAAACUGCAAAAAGUACACAAAAUUCCAGGUAUUCUAUUGAGGCCUGCCCUGAAAAUGUAAAAAUUGCAAGUAAUUGACACUCCUGGAAAAUGUUUAUAAUUGCCUAUUUUAAUAGUUUAAACCAUAAAUAUCAAAACCUUUGAUCCCCAAAAAUGUAAUAUCACUUAAAACUCAUUUUACAACAUUGCCCUUGAUAGUGCAUGUCUUACAGAUUUGAUUUAGAACAACACUGGAAGUGCACGUGUGGCAAAGGAUCACCGUAACUUCCACUAACAACCCAGGCUAAACUUGGCUCCUCCACAACAUGCAAAGAAAAACCUGAAUAAGUGAAUUUAUAUAUAGUGAAUAGGUGGAUCUACUGUAUAAUGAAAUACGGAUCUUGUCUCAAUUUACUUAGUCUGAAAAGUAGGCCCGUUCAGUUGAACACAAAGCUAUUAUUUUGUUGUAUAAAUGGGAACAGGUGUCUUCAUAGUACCUUGUUCUGUCUGCCAUCUGGAAGAAAAUGUAAUUGUUCAACCUGUCACUAUACACUUUUUUGCAUUUGUACAUUGUAUUUGCUCAACUGCCUUGACUUGAUUUUAAGUGAUAUCUCAUUCUAAAGCCAUAUGGUUUAAUAUGAUGUUAGUCUACCCAUUGGAGCUUCAACUCUUGUGGGAAGGCUUUCAACUAGGUUUAGGAGUCAGUUUAGGGGAAUAUUUGCCCAUUGUUCCAGCAGCAUAUUUGUGAGGUCACAUACUGAUGUUGAUGUUGGACGAGAAGGCCCGGCUCACUGUCCACUCGAAAUCAACCCAAAGGUGUUCUAUCGGGUUGAGGGCAGGACUCUCUGCAGGCCAGUCAAGUUCAUCCAUACCAAAUUCUCUCACCCAUGUCUUUGUGGACCUGGCAUCGUGCACUGGUGCAGACAUGUUGGAACAGGAAGGGGUAAUCCCCAAACUGUUUGACUGUCUCUUGGUAUGCUGAAGGAUUCAGAGUUCCUUUCACACAAUCAUAACAGCGUAAUGAUUGUUCCAUACUUGAUCUACUGAGUAUAAAUAUGGGGAUCAACAUGUAAAACAUAACAUUUAUUUUACAGAAGAGCUUUAAAAAUAAAUAAGUCACCAUAGAGAUCCCUCUAAUUAAUUAUUCAUAAAUUAUAAAGUAUUUCCAUUCCAUUUAGAUUUUAAAACAUUACAAACUAUGUACAAGGCUAAUACAAAUAUCAUACCAAUAAAUAUUCAUAUAAAGUUUGUAAAAAGAGUAAGCAACCACAAUUUGAAAUGGAUAGAAGUAUUUAAAAUACCAAGAUUUAAAACUGUGAUGCAAAUAUAGUGAAAAGUGUUAAGUUAAGGAACACUAAACAGAGAAACAAAAGAGUCAAGAUCAGUAUGUUUAAAAAGCUCAUAAAAUAAGCGUUUUAUAUAAUUAGGAAAUGUGUAAUUAAGACUGAUUAAAACAACAGAUUAAAAAUCAUUUAAAGACUAAAAAAAAAGGGGGGGGCAGAAAAUAUUCUUCCCUCUGGUCCUUUUCAUUUAUAUUUUGUGUAUUCAUGUCUUUUUUCCCCUCUUACAUGUAAUGAAAUAAAAAAAACUGUGCAACCCA